Molecule: messenger RNA, 4264 nt
Organism: Tachyglossus aculeatus (Australian echidna)
Lineage: Eukaryota; Metazoa; Chordata; Mammalia; Monotremata; Tachyglossidae
Gene: FZD6
Product: frizzled class receptor 6
Biological process (GO): canonical Wnt signaling pathway; non-canonical Wnt signaling pathway
Cellular component (GO): plasma membrane
Molecular function (GO): Wnt-protein binding; Wnt receptor activity
Source: RefSeq, a predicted model, not a curated record
GCGCAGGUGGCCAGGAGAGGCCCCUGCCUCAGGAGUUGGCCCCAAGCUCAGCGCCAACGGCCCAGCUAUGUUGUUUUCAUGGAGGCAGCAUUCAACAGAACGGUUAAAGCAUGAAAUGUGAUGGAGGUCAUCAUCAAUUUAUGAGCACUUUUAUCUGUUUUCGGGUGGAGAUGAAAAUACUCAUCCAAACCAUGUGGUGAAAUCAGAAAGUUGAAGAAAAUGGAAGCGUUUGCGUUUUUUGUAACGUGUGGUGCUUUAUCCCUAAUACAUGGGCACAGCCUCUUCACCUGUGAACCAGUUAUCAUCCCCAAGUGUGUAAAAAUGGCAUACAAUAUGACCUUUUUCCCCAAUUUGAUGGGACAUUACGAUCAGCAUACGGCUGCCUUUCAAAUGGAGCCUUUUCUUCCUCUCGCCAAUCUGCGCUGUUCACCUGAUGUUGACACAUUCCUCUGCAGUGCUUUUGUGCCGGCCUGCGAAGAGCAAAUGCACGUGAUUCCUCCUUGUCGCAAGUUUUGUGAGCAAGUGUACUCCGACUGUAAACACCUGAUGGACACUUUUGGGAUCACGUGGCCUGAGGAACUUGAAUGCAACAGGUUGAAAUACUGUGACGAGACUGCCCCCGAGGCUUCCGUCCUCCCCACGAAGCCUCAAGGCCCCCAGAUGAGCCCAGUGGAAGUGCCGAGAGACUACGGAUUUUGGUGUCCCCGGCAUCUGAAGACCGCUGGUGGACAAGGCUACAAGUUUUUGGGGAUCGACCAGUGUGCCCCCCCGUGCCCCAAUAUGUAUUUCAAAAACGACGAGCUCGAAUUUGCCAAGAGUUUCAUUGGGAUCGUUUCGAUAUUUUGCCUUUGUGCAACCCUGUUCACGUUCCUUACCUUCCUAAUCGAUGUUAAACGAUUUCGAUAUCCCGAGAGGCCGAUCAUUUAUUAUUCAGUCUGUUACAGCAUCGUCUCUCUGAUGUACUUCAUUGGAUUCCUGCUGGGCAAUAGUACAGCUUGUAAUAAGGCAGACGAGAAGCUAGAUCUCGGGGAAACUGUUGUUUUAGGCUCCCAGAAUAAGGCUUGUACUGUCCUCUUUAUGCUUCUGUAUUUUUUCACCAUGGCAGGCACGGUCUGGUGGCUGAUUCUUACCAUUACUUGGUUUCUAGCCGCCGGCAGAAAAUGGAGUUGUGAAGCCAUCGCGCAGAAGGCUGUGUGGUUUCACUCAGUUGCCUGGGGUAUGCCCGGAUUUCUGACCAUUAUGCUCUUGGCCAUGAACAAAGUGGAAGGGGACAAUAUCAGCGGCGUUUGCUUUGUUGGUCUUUAUGACCUGGAUGCAUCUCGAUACUUUGUAUUGUUACCGCUCUGCCUGUGUGUGUUCGUCGGGUUGUCUCUCCUUUUAGCCGGCAUUAUCUCUCUAAAUCACGUACGUCAAGUCAUACAACACGACGGCAGAAAUCAAGAAAAACUGAAGAAGUUUAUGAUUCGCAUAGGGUUUUUCAGUGGCUUGUACCUUGGGCCACUGGUGACGCUUCUCGGGUGUUACGUCUAUGAGCAGGUGUACAGAGUUACCUGGGAAACCACUUGGAUGGCAGACCACUGUCAUCGAUACCACAUACCGUGCCCUUACCAGGCAAAAGCACUAGCAAGACCAGAACUGGCCUUAUUUAUGAUCAAGUAUCUGAUGACACUAAUUGUUGGCAUCUCUGCGGUCUUCUGGGUGGGAAGUAAAAAGACCUGCACAGAAUGGGCCAGUUUCUUCAACAGAAAUCGAAAGAGAGAUCCCAUCAGCGAGAGCCGACGAGUGCUGCAGGAAUCGUGUGAAUUCUUCUUGAAGCACAAUUCUAAAGUGAAGCAUAAAAAGAAGCAUUACAAAUCCAGUUCGCAUAAACUGAAGGUUAUCUCCAAAUCCAUGGGGACCAGUACGGGGGCCACGGCAAAUCACGGAACGUCCGCAGUAGCAAUCACCAACCAUGAUUUCUUAGGACAAGAGACCUUCACAGAGAGCAAAACCUCUCCCGAACCGUCUGUAAGAGAGUUAGGAGCUGACGGGACCUCCCCGCAGAAACCGAGAGAGGAUGAUAAGGGCGAGCCGGCCUCCACCAUAGCAUCUAGCUCCAAACUGUCUGUGGAGCACGGGGAAAAAAGGAGUAAGACAGAGGGAGGAAAUGACAAGGGCAGUGUUGCUGGGAGUGUACGGAGUGAAGGAAGGGCAGCUUCAAAAAAUGAUUUUACAGAAACUCAUCCAGCACAGGGCAGCCUUUUGCAGACCUCCAGCCCUUCACAACCAAGCAGUCCCAAAGGCUCCAUCUCACUGCUUGUUCACUCGGCUUCAAACACUAAAAAAGACCAGGAUGCUGGGAAUGGCUAAAAUCCACGAAAGAAGGACCAUUUCAACCAUAUGGUUUCAUUUACUGUUAUUGAUCUGGGGAUUCAGGUUACACUGGAAAUAAUGUACAGGCUUCCUUGGCCAGUCAGUCGGUCAGUCGUGUUUAUUGAGCGCUUCCUCUGUGCAGAGCACUGUACCGAGUGCUUGGGAAAGUACAAUUCAACAGUAAACAGACACAUUCCCUGCCCACAAUGAGCUUACAAUCUAGAGGCCCGCUACCAGGGUUCAUUCCUCACCGUUGGCAAAACCACAGCCUGGAAGACCAGAGGCUAAUGGGGUAAGGGGGUUAGAGUCUGUCCAGCUUCAGUCACACUGGCUAAAAUUCAAGGUGUGUGGGGAGGAGGAGAAAAACAUUUUCAGUUCAAACUGCGGGAAUAAUCAGGUCAACUUUUUCAAGUUUACUUUUAUCCCAGUACUGUCCACCUAGCACUCAGGUCACCUUAGCAAAGUGCCACUGGUUGUUUACCGUUCCCAGGAGUUGCGCGUUACGGUGAGUUUUUUAUGUCACAUCCAUGGACUGCUGAAACAAUAAUGGGAAAAGCUCAGCGCUAUCCCAGUGCUUGCCGUAGCAGGUAAGUGUAGCCAGCCUGAAACACCUGCUAGUAUUAUCCGCAGCCACAAAAACUGGGCUACUCUAUGUUGUAUAUCACAAUACUAGAAUGAUCAGCAGAAAAUUGAACAUGGAUUCUGAAAACUACAGUUGGCAAGGAAACCUAUAUGCACCUCUUAUUUGCACUUAAAACCCCAAAGUGAAAUUGCCUACCAGAGAGAUGAAAUUUCAGGAGGUCUCUGCCUUAAUUCAAUCAGACAAUAUUGAUACCUGCUGGAUACCUAAAGGACUGAAACGCAACAGUUAGUAAUAUUGUGAGGGGAAUUGGGGAUGGGGCGGGGGCGGAAAUUGUAGCUUUUGACUUGGGAAAAAUUUUCUUGAAAUCUUUCAUUAUAGGCUGUGUUUUGAUUUUGUAACGUUAAAUCAAGGCUUUCUUUUGCUUGCUAACUUAAAUGUAUUUUGUCCUUCUUGGGUAUUUACUUUUCAAAGUUACAGUCGUUUAUAAGGAUUUUAUAUUUUAGAAGUUAUGCGAAAUUCAGGUAUUUUAAACUUGAUUUUGUACUAUGAUGUAUUCACUUCAGUACUAUAUUUGGUAGCUUUUACACUGAAUCUGCAAGAAAAAAUAGAAUUUGAGUUAAUGUAGGUACUUAAAAAUAUAAAUCAUGUAAGUUUUAUCUAUUUCAUAUUAGUAUCUAGCAUUUUUUAGAAAUUGCACAAAUCGACUGCUGUGCAGGUCUUAAGAUGGUUUCUUCAAGUGUUGGUAUUGUGCUGCUCAAAUGACAGUUUCCUUCUGAGAAGUCACCGUGAUGAAAACACUGCUUUCAUUUUAAAAAAAUUGAAUACUUAACGUAUUCCCAUGAAAUCUUACCCUUUACCAAAGAAAAGUAGAAAUCUUUUUUCAAAAAUAUAUUUUGUGACUAGUCAAGAAGUUAACAGCACUGUGUUUGCAUUUGAUAAAGUAACUCGAAUUUCCGUCUAAACCCAAGGAAAAAGAUAAAGAAAAAAGCACUUUUCACUACUUUGGGUUAAGUUUUAUAUAAAUGACCUUUCAACUAAAAUCAGAUUGUAAAUCGUACCCAAGAAUAGUAGAGAGCUAUUUUAAAAGUACUUCAAUUUUUUUAUUUUUAUAUUUUUUCUACCUAUUUCUGUUAAAUGAUUUUAUCCACCCUUUUUCCACACUUUGUGUUUUGAGCAGGGCUCACUUCUUGUCUUUUCUUGAGAGCACACGAUAUUAUUUAAGGAAAGAAUCUAAAACGUGGAAAAUGUAAAUAUUUCUGCAGUAUUUGUAAACGGAUAACUUUGUAUAUAUUUUCACAACUUGUAUUUUGUUUUUAUUAUCUUUUUAGG